Messenger RNA from Chaetomium fimeti, 1107 nucleotides. RefSeq lists its product as uncharacterized. The coding region runs from base 1 to 1107 and encodes 368 amino acids. The record is from RefSeq and is a predicted model, not a curated record. The transcript is spliced from 2 exons. Lineage: Eukaryota; Fungi; Ascomycota; Sordariomycetes; Sordariales; Chaetomiaceae.
AUGCCCACCCCCAACCCGCGCGGUGAGACCCAACAGCGACCACCACCCAUCAUCCACAUUGCUAGCAUUCACACGCUACAAGAUACCACCAUGUGUCUCCUCUACAUCCCCCAACACCCCUGGUGCCACUGCCCCGACCCAACCGCCGUCGACAGCCGCGGCAACCCACGCUGCGGCCACCACGUAUGGAUCGACUCGACCAGCGUCGCCCACCUCAAGCCGCUGACCUCCCCAAACCCCCACGACACCCACGUCGGCGCCCUCCUCGCCCGCAUCCCCCGCCCGGCACCCCACUGGGACCACUGCUCCCUCUACCGCGCCACCCACCCCACAACAAGCACAACCACCACCACCUCCAGCACUACAACCUCCACCUCCACCACCACCCAAACGCCCACCCGCCAACACCGAAAAGAAAGCCCUCAAGAACCCCCCGAACUCUCCUGCCCCGCAACCCUCCUCCGCCAAUCCCGCCGCCGCGGCUCCGACCGCGGCUACAAGCGCUUCUACCCCUGGGACGGCCUGUGCGCGGCCUGUGACCGGCCGAGGAGCAGCAGCAACAGGAGCAACAGCAGCGGUAGCGCCGUCAUGCGCUCUUCUGGCGGUGGAAGUGGGAUUGGGUUGGGGUUGGUGCCGCUGAGGGCGCAUUGGGUUGAGGCCGGGGUGAGGGCGGGGACGGGGUUGGGGGGCCCUGGUUCCAGUUCCGAUUCUCGCUCCCGUUCCCGCUCCCGUUCGCGGACUGUGAAUGUGGGACGUGCCGGGGACGAUGGGUGGGAGGACUGGCAGGGGCUAGUUGCAGACGGGUAUGAGACGGUGGACGGGGAGGCGGUGGAUGCGGGGCUGCUGAAGACGAUUGCGGGCAGGGAGAGGCGCGCUCAUGGGGUGUUUGUCCAUAUGGUGGAGGAGAAGAAGGGCCGGGGAAGGUGGGUCGUGUAUGAGGACCGCUCGGCCGUGUAUCUGAUGCCGGGGUAUUAUGAUCCUGCGCUGGUGGGCGGGGACGGCAGGAAGAAGAUGGGGGUCGCCUUGUCGGCGGCGGCUUUGGCCAGUGUGGAGACGGUAGGCCAGAUCACUGAGCGCUGGAUUAAGAGUAGGAAAAGAACCAUGUAA